CCACUCGAUAAUGCUUACCUAUGAAUCGUCGCAAGAGGAACUCACAAAUGACAAAUGGGCAUGGCGCAAGUAUGGUCAGAAGUAUAUCAAAGGUUCCCCAUUUCCAAGGAAUUACUAUAAGUGUAGCACAUCAAAACACUGUGAAGCAAAGAAACAAAUUGAGAAAAGCUCAAAGGAUGAGAACAUUUUCUUGGUAUCUUGUUCUGGUGAACACAAUCAUGAUCCACCCAUGAGCCGCAGAUAUCUUGCUAGCUGCAACAAUAAUUCCAAAUUCAAGCUUCCAAAAGGCAUAAAUAUUUCACCCAAAGAAUCAACGUUUAAUGCAUCAUCAUCCUCGUCCAAGCGCGUUAAGCAUUCAACAGAUGUUGCUUCUCCAAUUAUCAGAACUAAGCCUCCACUUGAAAUCGGGAGCAAAAACAAAAUGGUUGUUGCGGUCGUGCAUAACAUAGGUGAUGGUGAAGAAAAGGUUGACAUGAACGAAGAUAUUUUCAUGGGUAUUGAUCAACUCUAUAUUGUUACUACUUCCACCUAA
Solanum pennellii is the source of this 532-nucleotide messenger RNA. RefSeq names its product probable WRKY transcription factor 27. Gene Ontology annotation, biological process: regulation of DNA-templated transcription. NCBI's taxonomy places the organism in Eukaryota, Viridiplantae, Streptophyta, Magnoliopsida, Solanales, Solanaceae. The transcript is spliced from 2 exons. The coding region runs from base 11 to 532 and encodes 173 amino acids. Gene Ontology annotation, molecular function: transcription cis-regulatory region binding; DNA-binding transcription factor activity. The record is from RefSeq and is a predicted model, not a curated record. Gene Ontology annotation, cellular component: nucleus.